CCCCAAAAAUCCUGAAAUUCUCCAACGUCGUCAAACUGAAACCCAACCCUCAGAGAGGAGAGAGAAAGUUCAACAAUGGCGGAACAUCUAGCUUCGAUAUUCGGGACAGAGAAAGAUAGAGUGAACUGUCCGUUCUACUUCAAGAUCGGAGCUUGCAGACAUGGCGAUCGUUGUUCAAGGCUUCAUACAAAGCCCAGUAUCAGCCCUACUUUGCUGCUUGCUAACAUGUAUCAACGCCCUGAUAUGAUUACUCCUGGUGUUGAUCCUCAAGGCCAGCCCCUUGAUCCCACCAAAAUUCAACAGCACUUUGAGGAUUUUUAUGAGGAUUUAUUUGAGGAACUAAACAAGUAUGGGGAGAUUGAGAGUCUCAACAUAUGUGACAAUUUGGCUGACCAUAUGGUGGGUAAUGUUUAUGUGCAAUUUCGAGAGGAAGAACAUGCUGCUGAAGCUGUUAGAAACUUGAGUGGAAGGUUUUAUGCUGGCCGUCCAAUUAUUGUCGACUUCUCUCCUGUAACGGACUUCAGGGAAGCAACAUGCAGGCAGUAUGAGGAGAAUGUGUGCAACCGUGGAGGUUACUGCAACUUUAUGCAUUUGAAAAAAAUAAGCAGGGAGCUCAGACGUCAGUUGUUUGGAAGGUAUAGAAGGAGGCGUAGCCGUAGUAGAAGUCAUAGUCCUCCACGACAUCGGGGGCAUGGAGAUAGGGGACAUGGAGAUCGUCCCCAUGGUGGCCGUGGUGGAUAUGGUGGUAGAAGAGAGGAUGAUAGAAAUCAGCGAUACCCUGACAAGGGUAGGAGGCCUAGGAGCCGUAGCCCUGGGCAUAGGGGAAGAAGUCCUGUAGGUAGAAGGGAUAGGAGUCCAGUGAGGGAGAAUAGUGAGGAAAGAAGAGCAAAGAUUGAGCAGUGGAACAGGGAAAGAGAUCAGACUGAUAAUGGGAAUAAUGAUGUUAGUCAUGAUGCCAAUGAUAACCAUGCGAAUGGGUCCGUGGAGAAUGGGGAGGAUUACUAUGACCGUCCUCAACAGUAAAUGGAUGAAGUGGUAUAGCAGACAAUAUACACUACUUUUGAACAUGAUAUAUUGGUUCAUAAGCAGUAUGGAGAAUGAAAUGUAUUCCCAUCCGCCUGGAAAUCAGUUGCAAAUAUGUUAUAGGUUUGGUUUCAUGCUUUAGUGGGAACUAUCCCAGUAUGUUUUUUGGUCGUUUAAUCUUACGUAGUUUGUCAAGGUGUGCAGGUCCAGGUUUUCCUGUAAGAUGGCAGAGACCUCGUCUUUUAUAGCAGCUUAUUGUUAUAUUUCUAUACAGGUUGUCUGUUAUCAGAAUCAGCUCGUUUGCAGAAUCUUCUUAAAGUUGAAGUGAUGGAUGGAUUGAAGAUUUUACGCGCCGACGAGAAGCUUCAGUUUAGUUCUUGGUGUGUGAUAUUUUUUUUUCUCAGGGACCAUAUUGCAGUGUCAGAGUUUAUUUGCUAAUGUUUUAGUAGACUGUUGUGCUUUCAUAUGUGAAGACUAUCUAUCUGGAAAUGUAUUAUCCUGUUUUUCGGUUUUACUUC
Molecule: messenger RNA, 1541 nt
Organism: Chenopodium quinoa (quinoa)
Lineage: Eukaryota; Viridiplantae; Streptophyta; Magnoliopsida; Caryophyllales; Amaranthaceae
Product: splicing factor U2af small subunit B-like
Exons: 6
Coding region: 76-1023 (315 amino acids)
Biological process (GO): mRNA splicing, via spliceosome
Cellular component (GO): U2AF complex; spliceosomal complex
Molecular function (GO): metal ion binding; pre-mRNA 3'-splice site binding
Source: RefSeq, a predicted model, not a curated record